AUGCAAGAAUUUAUUGCCAUACUGGAGGCGCGCCAUCUGAGACAACUAAGACCCGACCAGAGACCACUAAGACCCGACCAGAGACCACUAAGACCCCGACCAGAGACCACUAAGACCCGACCAGAGACCACUAAGACCCGACCAGAGACCACUAAGACCCGACCAGAGACCACUAAGACCCGACCAGAGACCACUAAGACCCGACCAGAGACCACUAAGACCCGACCAGAGACCACUACGACCCGACCAGAGACCACUAAGACCCGACCUGAGACCACUAAGACCCGACCAGAGACCACUAAGACCCGACCAGAGACCACUAGGACCCGACCAGAGACCACUAAGACCCGACCAGAGACCACUAAGACCCGACCAGAGACCACUAAGACCCGACCAGAGACCACUAAGACCCGACCAGAGACCACUAAGACCCGACCAGAGACCACUAAGACCCGACCAGAGACCACUAAGACCCGACCAGAGACCACUAAGACCCGACCAGAGACCACUAAGACCCGACCAGAGACCACUAAGACCCGACCAGAGACCACUAAGAGACCCGACCAGAGACCACUAAGACCCGACCAGAGACCCACUAAGACCCGACCAGAGACCACUAAGACCCGACCAGAGACCCGACCCGAGCCCAGACCACUAAGACCCGACCUGAGACCACUAAGACCCGACCAGAGACCACUAAGACCCGACCAGAGACCACUAAGACCCGACCAGAGACCACUAAGACCCGACCAGAGACCACAAAGACCCCGACCAGAGACCACUAAGACCCGACCAGAGACCACUAAGACCCGACCAGAGACCACUAAGACCCGACCAGAGACCACUAAGACCCCGACCAGAGACCACUAA
This is a messenger RNA of Procambarus clarkii (red swamp crayfish), 870 nucleotides long. NCBI's taxonomy places the organism in Eukaryota, Metazoa, Arthropoda, Malacostraca, Decapoda, Cambaridae. The record is from RefSeq and is a predicted model, not a curated record.